Amyelois transitella is the source of this 1789-nucleotide messenger RNA. Its product is annotated as UDP-glucosyltransferase 2. The transcript has 9 exons. Bases 161 to 1717 code for a protein of 518 amino acids. The record is from RefSeq and is a predicted model, not a curated record. NCBI's taxonomy places the organism in Eukaryota, Metazoa, Arthropoda, Insecta, Lepidoptera, Pyralidae. Gene Ontology annotation, molecular function: UDP-glycosyltransferase activity.
AUUGUUUAUAAAUAAGGGCAUACAUACAUAUUAGCUGUUUAAAUGUACCUAUAUUAUUUAGUGUGAAACAUUUUGUGUACGCGUAAGAUGUACACGUAAUACUAUAAGUACAUUGUUCCACGUUUUACUGUGCGCAUCCAAGGACAACAUUUAAGGAGAAAUGGCGAAGUCUGCGUACCUCCUCGUAGCCGCCCUGGCAUUGGCCCACGUGUGCGAUGCCUACAAAGUCCUGGUGAUGUUCCCGAUGGUAGGCAAGAGCCACCAGAUCCUGGCCGGAGGGGUGGUGAGGGCCCUACUGGAUGCUGGACACGAGGUAACGCAAGUCACACCUUUUCCUGACAAAAAUUUGCCACCGAAUUUACGACAAGUGGACAUUAGCGGCAGUGUCGAUGACCAAUUCGUUAAAAUGCUCAACGUGACAGCACUGCUGGAGAAGGAGGUGAAAAUGGGUAUCUCCUCCAUGAAAGGGUUUAUAGAAGUGAUGAACAAGAUAGUGUUGAGUGACGUCAACAUGGUGAAGCUGAUGAGCGACACCACGGAAACAUUCGAUGUAGUCAUAGCUGAAUGGAUGUUCUGCGAUACUUACGCCGGAUUAGGCCCCGUCUUCGACAGCCCUCUCAUCUGGUUCUCCUCCAUCGAGCCCCACUGGAUCAUCUUGAGCCUGAUCGACGAGAGUGUGAACCCAGCCUACGUCCCUGACAGCAUGUCCAGCAACGUCCCGCCUUUUAACUUCGUUAACAGGGUCAAAGAACUAUUUUAUCAAGCUAUGGGCCUUCUCUUUAAAUUUUUGUUUAUUGACAGUUUUCAAAGUGAACAAUACGAGAAGCUUCUUGUCCCCUACAUCGCUAAAAGAGGGAAGCCCGUCUACCCCUUCGACGUCGUAAAAUACAACGCGUCUCUAUUCCUGGGAAAUUCCCAUGUUUCCCUUGGAUUGGCGACUAGGCUACCACAGGCGUACAAACCCAUUGGUGGGUAUCACAUCGAUCCCGUGGUCAAACCUUUACCAAAUGAUUUAAAGAAUAUUUUAGACAACGCGAAGAAUGGGUUAAUCUUUUUCAGCAUGGGAUCGAACUUGAAGAGUAAAGACUUCCCAGAAGUACUGAAGAAAGAAUUUCUGCAAAUAUUUGGUGGUUUGAAACAAACUGUUCUAUGGAAGUUUGAAGAAAAACUCCCGAAUCUCCCUUCAAACGUUCACAUCGUGGACUGGGCGCCGCAGCAGAGCAUUUUAGCCCAUCCCAACUGCAUUAUUUUCAUCACUCAUGGCGGGCUCUUAUCUACCACCGAAGCUGUCCAUUUCGGCAAACCUAUCAUUGGAAUCCCUGUUUUUGGAGACCAAUUCAACAACAUCGAUAGAGCUGUUAAGAAAGGCUUUGCUUUGAGAGUUGAUCUGGCAUACGAUAUGAAGGAGCAUUUAAGAGAUGCCAUUGAUGUACUUCUACAUGAUAAAAGGUUCACGGAGACGGCGAAGGAGCUAUCGUUAAUCUACCACGACAGGCCGGUGCACCCUAGGAAGGAGCUGGUGCACUGGGUAGAGCACGUGGUGAAGACACGAGGUGCGCCGCACCUCCGCUCUCCAGCCCUGGACGUGCCCCUUUAUCAGAAGCUAUACUUAGACCUCCUCGCUUUAGUAUUGGCAGUUUUGUACGUUCUGAAGAAGAUUAUAGUGAAAUUAUGCUGUUCUAGGAAAAAGGUUGAUAAGAAAGUGAAGAAGAAUUAGGUCAUGUUAACUAAUAUCGCUAAGCUUUAAUGUGAAUAAGUGAAAGUAAUAAAAAAAUUCCUAUGGUUUGUA